Molecule: messenger RNA, 1458 nt
Organism: Histoplasma mississippiense
Lineage: Eukaryota; Fungi; Ascomycota; Eurotiomycetes; Onygenales; Ajellomycetaceae
Exons: 3
Coding region: 1-1458 (485 amino acids)
Source: RefSeq, a predicted model, not a curated record
AUGGCCUCGCACGUUGUUGUGAUAGACUCCACUGCUCGAAAGGCUACGGUCAAGGUCACUCCUACAAAACAUCUCACUGAGGUUCUUUCGGAAGCAUGCUCCAAGCUUGGCCUUGAUGCCCGCCAAUAUGGACUCAAGCAUCAGAAGAAACAGAUCGAUCUCUCGCUCUCUAUACGACUAUCCGGGCUAAGCUCCGGUGCCAGGCUUGAGCUUGUCCAGCUUUCGCGCUCCCCCUCCGUCGUCUCCGUUGCCUUACAGCUUCCCGAAUCAGAGGCCCGAGGUGCCCCAAACGGCCGUUUAACCGAUAAGUUCCCCAGUAAUACCACGUUGUGGCAUGUUUUACGGAAAUUUGAAGCUGGGGUGGCGGGGAAUGGAACCACGAGAAACCUGACGGCUAGAGGGGUGCCGUCGACGGCAACUGGUGCGGGGCGGUUGUUUUAUGAGUCUCCUGUCAUCCAAGUUGUCGGGAGGGAGCUAUCGUCGUUUGGGGACCUACAGAGGACUCUUGGGCAGCUGGGGUUCAAUAGCGGAAGUACUCUCCUCAGAUUAAACUUCCGGGCGACGGAUAAGCCGCUCGAAGAAGCCAUGAUGGAAAUCGCGGAGUACUUCAAGUCCACAGAAGAAGAGGAGGAUACAAGUAAUGUGAACGCUGCCGAAAGCUCAGAACGCGAACAUCUCGUUCCGUCAGCCUCAGAACGGGCAAUGCCAGAAUCAUCCGCUACAUCGACCCCAUCCGAUAUUACAGAUCCCACCCCCGAGCAUCAAGACAUCCCAGAACAGCAACAAAAUACGGAAAACUCCACCCAAACCCCUCCUCCUGUGACCACUGUAUCAUCAAGGCCUACCACCGUUUACGCCCCACCCUCGAGCGCAGUACCACAAUCCGCGCAAACCCCAUUCAACGAGCACGACUACGUCCCUACCGUCGACCAAGCAAAAGCUCACCAACUUCACCUCAGCCGCACCACCCGCCCCAACCGCCUCCCCACCGACGCAGAACUGGCGGCACAAGCAUCCGCCCAGGAAACCAAGCUUGCCAGCAUCGUCGAUGUCGAAGUCAAGAUCCGCUUCCCCGAUCAAAGCCAGGUAGUCUCCAAGUUCACCAGGGAAGAUACGGCGCAGGGCCAGUCCGUCAUCCCGGACGUGGCUGAGAAAUUACUCAUUCGCGAUUUGCGCAUGAGUGGCCGCGUGCUGGUGAAUUUCUCCUGGGCGGACGAUGUCUCGUCGCGGGCGAAGAGCGCGUCGACACGGGUGCAGAUACUCCGCCCCGAACUGAGGCAGGUGGCUAGCCAGAUCAAGGUGCAGGAGGUGGCUGCUGCUCUUCCAGCUCGUGAUGAGAAGGGGAAUAAGUCGUUGCUGCAGAGGCUGGGCGGCGGUGAUGGGGAUCAGGGGCGUGCGGACGCGAGGAAAAGGGGUGGCGGGGUGCCGAAGUGGCUCAAGUUACCCGGGAAGAAGUAG